AUGACGGGCUUCGCCCCCCUCACCUCUCGCGGCUCUCAGCAAUAUCGCGCCCUGACCGUGCCCGAAUUGACUCAGCAGAUGUUUGAUGCUAAGAACAUGAUGUGUGCAUCCGAUCCUAGACAUGGACGAUAUCUGACAGCAACCGCUCUCUUCCGUGGCCGAAUGUCGACUAAAGAGGUCGACGAGCAAAUGCUGAAUGUCCAGAACAAGAACUCAAGCUACUUUGUCGAGUGGAUCCCCAACAACAUCAAGAGUGGUGUCUGCGAUAUCCCACCCAAGGGUCUCAAGAUGGCUGUGACCUUCUUGGGUAACUCCACUGCCAUCCAGGAGAUGUUCAAGCGGGUGGCUGAACAAUUCACUGCAAUGUUCCGAAGGAAGGCUUUCCUCCACUGGUACACUGGUGAGGGCAUGGAUGAGAUGGAAUUCACCGAGGCCGAAUCCAACAUGAACGAUUUGGUUUCUGAGUAUCAACAAUACCAGGAUGCUACCGCUGAGGAGGAAGGUGAAUUUGAUGAGGAGGAAGGCGAGUAUGACAUGGAACCUAUGUAA
Messenger RNA from Perkinsus marinus ATCC 50983, 549 nucleotides. RefSeq names its product alpha-tubulin, putative. Gene Ontology annotation, molecular function: GTPase activity; GTP binding; structural constituent of cytoskeleton. The transcript has a single exon. Gene Ontology annotation, cellular component: microtubule; cytoplasm. The coding region runs from base 1 to 549 and encodes 182 amino acids. NCBI's taxonomy places the organism in Eukaryota, Perkinsozoa, Perkinsida, Perkinsidae. The record is from RefSeq and is a predicted model, not a curated record. Gene Ontology annotation, biological process: microtubule cytoskeleton organization; mitotic cell cycle.